Schistosoma spindalis is the source of this 1811-nucleotide messenger RNA. The record is from the annotation of a GenBank genome assembly. NCBI's taxonomy places the organism in Eukaryota, Metazoa, Platyhelminthes, Trematoda, Strigeidida, Schistosomatidae.
UCUCUUUACGCUACAAAUAAAAGUCAGUUUUUAUGGCUUACUGUGUUUUUAAACUAUCUGUUAUGGUCUUCAGCUCAGUUUUCUGUGAUAUCAGAUAUUUACUACUUGUUAAUCCAGAAAACGUAUAUACCUUAUGUAUCGAAGAUCUAACUUCAAUACACUCAAAAUGAAAACCUAGCUGACAAUUUUAGAGUAAUUAGUGAGUAGGUCAAUAUUUUGGAAAGCCGUUGCACAAAGUUGAACCUUAAACACGUUUGAGGAGACCACUGUGGAUGUUUUCUAGAAGUUUCUGCACAAAAAUGUGGCUUUUUAUCUACAUUUUCCGGAGGUAACAGAUCUGAGGUCUAGAUCUCAUUGAAACACAUCCCAUUUUUUCUGGCUAAGUAGAAAUAUUGCCAGCAAAGCUUUUAGCAAGUAUUUUUACAAAUUGGGUUUUCUCAAAGGGUACAUACAUAUGGCACUGCAGUACAUAAAUUUUCAUUGCUUGUGAUUUGACGUUUGCAUCCUCGGUUACAUCCGUCGUAUAUUUAAGCGCUGCUGACGAGAAUCCACGAAGUUAAUGAACUCACCUUACUUUGCUACCCUUGUUGUUCUUGCUUGGUUCAAAUUUACCGAUGGGAAGAAUUGUAUGGAGAAAGUAACAAGUUGAGAGUCGGCAAAAUAUCUCAUUAUUCGGUUAGUUACAUAUGUCAUCAAAGAAACCACCCAAAGCAUUGUACGUUCCACCAGCUUUAAGAGCAAACAAAAAUGCGAGCGAAGUCAAAAAAGAGUUAUCCUUUUUAGAAUCUCCAAUAUCAUAUGCUUCCGUGAAUGAACAAACUGAUGUAGAACAACAAUUAAAAUCACUUACACUUUCUGACAGCUGUAUUGAUGACGACGAAUGUGUACUCAAAAAAAAACUUUUUAAUCAAAAGUUGUCACAUAAUGAUAGCGACAGUGAACCAAUCAUAAGGUUGAAAGAUUUCCAACAUAUUUUAGAGUUAUACAACUUUUCAAAAGACUUUCAAAAUUUUCACUUAGAAGCGGAACUCACAGGAUUUGAAGAUAGUGGAUUUUACCUUAAAUGGGUCGAUGAUACUCAUUGUCUAGCUGUAUUUUCUUCAAAUGAUGAAGCAAAUCGUGCAUUGGCUCAAAUAUCAGGACUUUUCAUGAAGGCUCGUAAAAUUAAGGACGCUUCUUUGGCUAGCAAGUUGAAGAUUGCUCGUUCACCUGGUGACUGGACUAUGCCGUAUAAAAAACGACCAGUUACGACUAGCUCAACAGCUCGAAGAUUAAUUUCCAAUCAUUUGGGUAUUGUUCCUACUAAAAUCAAAUCUCCUGAGGAAACUACGAAAGAGGAACAAGAUAAAGCUGUUUUACGAGAAGCACGUGCUCGUGCGGAAGCUAUUCGUCAGGCACAGAAAUCUCUAUGGGAAGACGAUUAAUGUGACAAAUACAAUUGUUUUGGAAUUAUUCCUGUAAAAAAAGUGAUUUUUUGCCUUUGGAAUUCUAUCUAUUUAUAGUGAGAAAAAAUAUCUUUGCAUUCGACUAAAAAUCCAUAUAAUACUCAUUAGGUAGUAUCAUGAGUAAUAUCUAACUUAUAUUUCUUCCAACACUGACUUGUUAGUUUAUCAUUUUUCUACUCUAUCUAUCUGUUUACAUGCCAACACUUUAUGCCUUUUCGUUUGUGUAGUGUAAAUUGAAUAUGGCAAUAAUAAAUCAUGGAACUAUCUUCAUCAUAUGUAUCUAUUUGACAUGCUUCUUGUUAUCUUUGCAAAUCAUCUAAUUGUAUUUUUAAUAUUUUUUUAUUGUUCUAUAUAUGCGUUUAUGGU